Messenger RNA from Cucurbita pepo subsp. pepo (vegetable marrow), 692 nucleotides. RefSeq lists its product as uncharacterized. Gene Ontology annotation, biological process: proton motive force-driven ATP synthesis. NCBI's taxonomy places the organism in Eukaryota, Viridiplantae, Streptophyta, Magnoliopsida, Cucurbitales, Cucurbitaceae. Gene Ontology annotation, molecular function: proton transmembrane transporter activity. The record is from RefSeq and is a predicted model, not a curated record.
CGCUUCGUCACUCGUUGUCCAUUGAAAUUCUCAAAAUCCCAAGCUUUAUUUUGUUUCUCUUCCGCACAGUCGCAGAGCUCGGCGUUCCACAACCAGCGACGAGAGAACGGCAGCCAUUUCUAUCUCUUUUGCUAUUUCUCGAAGUUUUUUAAGCUUUAUUUUGAAUCGAUGGCGUCCAAGUUGCAUCAGUUGCAAUCCAAGGCCUGUCAAGCUUCACAAUUUGCUUUCAAGCACGGGUCUUCCUAUUAUAAGCAGUUGUUGGAGCAGAACAAGCAAUACAUCCAAGAGCCAGCUACUGUGGAAAAAUGCAGCUUGCUUUCAAACCAAUUGUUGUAUACUCGGCUUGCUAGCAUCCCAGGUCGCUAUGAAUCAUUCUGGAAAGAACUUUAUUAUGUGAAGAACUUAUGGAAGAACAGGCAGGAGCUGAAAGUUGAAGACGCCGGCAUUGCUGCCUUGUUUGGGCUGGAGUGCUUUGCAUGGUUUUGCGCCGGUGAGAUCGUAGGAAGGGGCUUUACAAUCACAGGUUAUUAUGUCUGAGAUCGUCCUCAGUAAUUUGUGGAAGGGAUAUUCCCUUUUCUUUCCCGCGGGUACUCCGCAUACAAUUUUUUUUUUCCUAUUAAUUGAGGAUUCUGUGAGCAACUGUGAUAGAGAUUAAUAAUAAUAAUCCAUGAAUUCCGAGGGACCAUAAUGCA